CUAGAAAGCUGUUUCCCUCUCUCUUUCAUUUAGACUCAUCAAUAUCAUCCCAUUCUGGCCUCCAUGAUCAUAUAGCUUCCUUCAAUCACAAAACAUGGGAACUCCAGUAAACAUCAUAGUUGGAUCCCAUGUUUGGGUCGAGGAUCCUGACAUCGCCUGGAUUGAUGGAGAAGUUACAGAAAUUAAUGGCGCGGAUGCUACUAUUGUUACAACAAACGGGAAAACAGUUAUUGCAUCUAUUUCCAGUAUAUACCCAAAGGACACAGAAGCCCCGCCAGCAGGGGUUGAUGACAUGACAAAGUUAGCUUACCUCCAUGAGCCGGGAGUUCUAUCCAACCUUGCUUCUCGGUAUGCGCUCAAUGAAAUAUAUACUUACACUGGGAAUAUUCUGAUUGCGGUCAACCCUUUCCAGAGGCUGCCACAUCUCUAUGAUAUCCAUAUGAUGAGGCAGUAUAAAGGUGCUCCUUUCGGGGAGCUAAGUCCACAUCUUUUUGCAGUUGCAGAUACCUGCUUCAGAGCAAUGAUUAACGAACACGGGAGCCAAUCCAUCCUAGUCAGUGGAGAGAGUGGAGCAGGUAAAACCGAGACAACAAAAAUGUUAAUGAGAUACCUUGCAUUCAUGGGUGGUAGAUCUGGCACAGAAGGAAGAACAGUUGAGCAACAAGUUCUGGAGUCCAACCCAGUGCUCGAAGCCUUUGGAAAUGCCAAGACUGUCAAAAACAACAAUUCCAGUCGUUUUGGUAAAUUUGUAGAGAUCCAAUUCGAUAAACAUGGGAAGAUCUCUGGGGCUGCAGUUAGGACUUACCUUCUUGAAAGAUCACGUGUUUGCCAAGUCUCGGACCCAGAGAGGAACUACCAUUGUUUCUACAUGCUUUGUGCAGCACCUCCGGAGGAUGUGAAAAGAUACAAAGUCGGAGAUCCAAGAACAUACCAUUAUCUUAAUCAAAGUAACUGCUAUGAAGUGGCAAACGUAGAUGAUGCAAGAGAGUAUCUUGAAACCAGAAAUGCCAUGGAUGUUGUUGGAAUAGGACACGAUGAGCAGGAUGCUAUAUUCCGUGUAGUGGCUGCAAUACUACAUCUUGGAAAUAUCAACUUCAUCAAAGGGAAGGAAGUCGAUUCCUCAGAAUUAAAGGACGAAAAGUCCCUUUAUCAUCUUAAAACAGUAGCAGAGCUGCUCAUGUGCGAUGAGAAGGCACUGAAGGACUCGCUUUGUAAACGUGUAAUUGUAACUCCCGAUGGAAACAUUACAAAGCCACUAGAUCCAGCUGCAGCAGCUACGAGUCGGGAUGCCCUGGCAAAGACAAUAUACUCGAGAUUAUUUGAUUGGAUGGUAGACAAGAUAAACAGUUCAAUUGGUCAAGAUCCCAAUGCAAAAAGCAUCAUAGGAGUGCUUGACAUUUACGGCUUUGAGAGCUUCAAAAUUAACAGUUUCGAGCAGUUAUGCAUCAACUUAACAAAUGAGAAGCUGCAACAGCAUUUCAAUCAGCACGUAUUCAAGAUGGAACAAGAAGAAUACACAAGAGAAGAAAUCAACUGGAGUUAUGUAGAAUUUGUAGAUAACCAAGAUGUUUUGGACCUUAUUGAGAAGAAACCUGGAGGCAUAGUAGCUCUUCUUGAUGAAGCCUGUAUGUUCCCGAAGUCAACACAUGAGACCUUUGCCCAAAAAAUGUACCAAACAUAUAGAGGACACAAACGGUUUAGCAAACCAAAACUUGCUCGUACCGACUUCACAAUCAAUCAUUAUGCUGGUGAUGUCACUUACCAAGCUGACCACUUCCUUGACAAAAAUAAGGACUAUGUGAUAGCAGAACAUCAAGCUCUUCUGACUGCCUCUCUCUGCACUUUUGUAGCAAAUCUCUUCCCUCCAUUACCUGAGGAAACAUCCAAGCAGUCCAAGUUCUCUUCCAUAGGUACCCGCUUUAAGCAACAAUUGCAAUCUUUAAUGGAGACCUUGAGCACUACGGAACCACACUAUAUCAGAUGUGUAAAGCCCAACGCAGUUCUGAAGCCAGGAAUAUUCGAGAACGUAAAUGUCUUAAACCAGCUAAGAUGUGGGGGUGUCUUGGAGGCAAUUAGGAUUAGUUGUGCGGGAUAUCCAACAAAAAGAACAUUCGAUGAGUUCCUUGACCGAUUUGGUAUGUUAGCUCCAGAAACUCUUGACGGAUGCGAUGAAAAGUCUGCAUGCAUAGCAAUUUGUGAGAGGAUGGGUUUGAAGGGCUACCAGAUAGGGAAAACAAAGGUGUUUCUCAGAGCUGGGCAGAUGGCUGAAUUAGAUGCUAGAAGAACUGAAGUUCUGGCCCAUGCUGCAAGGCUCGUUCAGAGACAAAUUCGAACAUAUCUUACACGCAAAGAGUUCAUUAUUCUUCGAAAAGCUACAAUUCGUCUGCAGAAACAUUUGAGAGCACGACUUGCACGAAAGCUGUAUGAAUGUAUGAGGAGAGAAGCUGCUUCAAUCCACAUACAAAAGCAUGCGCGUGCCCUUGCUGCAAGAAAAUCUUACAAGCAACAACAAGCAGCAGCUAUAGUUAUUCAAACUGCAAUGCGAGCAAUGGCAGCAAGAAACGAAUACAGGUGGAGAAGACAAAACAAGGCUGCUUGUAUUAUUCAGACAAAAUGGAGAAAAUACUAUGCUCAAUCUGUCUAUAAACAGAAGAAGAAAGCAAAUCUUGCACUUCAAUGUCUCUGGAGAGCCAGGUUAGCAAGGAAGGAGCUCCGGAAACUACGCAUGGCUGCAAGAGAAACAGGAGCACUUAAGGAAGCAAAGGACAAGCUUGAAAAGCGUGUUGAAGAGCUAACAUGGAGACUAGAACUUGAAAAGAAUUUGAGGAUAGAUCUUGAAGAAGCAAAGGGGCAGGAAAUCGCAAAACUGCAAACAGCUUUACAAGAAAUGCAAGGGCAACUAGAGGAAGCCCGUGCUGCAAUUAUUCAUGAGAAAGAAGCUGCAAAGAUAGCCAUUGAACAAGCCCCACCUGUCAUAAAAGAAGUACCUGUAGUGGAUACCACUAAAGUGGAGCAGUUGACAAAUGAAAACAAUAAACUUGAGGAUGAAAUAUCAGAGCUGAGGAAGAGAGUAGAUGAGUUUGAGAAGAGCUUGUCUGAAGCUGAAAAGGAGAGUCAGGCUAGACUUAAAGAGGCUGAAGAAUCACAGCUGAAAGCUUUGCAACUUCAAGAGAACAUUGAAAGAUUGGAGCUGAAUCUAUCCAACCUUGAAUCAGAAAAUCAGGUUCUACGCCAGCAGGCUUUAACUGCAUCAACGAAUGAUGACCUUGCUGAAGAAAUGGAAGUACUAAAGAGCAAGAUCAAGGAUCUGGAGUCAGAAAAUGAGCUUCUCCGCACUCAAAGAGUAGUUGUAGAGCAUGUAGCAAACUCCGACCAAGCAGAUUCAGCAUUAAAGCAAAUGCAAAUUGUAAAUGGAUACCAAGUUCAUGAAGAUGUGAAGACAGAGGAAGUGCAGCAAGUGACAAAAGUGGAGCAACAAAUAACAAAGGAUUCCUAUCCUCCCAUCUCUUUAACGAAACAAAGAUCACUGACAGAUAGGCAGCAGGAAAGCCAUGACAUACUCAUAAAGUGUUUCAUGGAAGAGAAACAAUUUGACAAGGGCAGACCUAUUUCUGCUUGCACUGUCUACAAAGCACUUCUUCAGUGGAGAUCCUUCGAAGCAGAAAAAACAAACAUAUUUGACAGGAUUAUUCACACUAUCCGGAUGUCCGUAGAGAGCCAAGAUAACAUCAAUGAUCUAGCAUAUUGGUUGUCAACAACUUCAACUCUGUUGUUCCUUCUACAAAGCACAAUUAAAGCAAGUAACAUGCCAACUAAAGCCACAUCUCGCAAUCGCAGCUCACCAACCACAUUGUUUGGCAGAAUGGCACAGGGAUUCCGCACGCCUUUAUCAAGCAUGGGAAUUUCCAGUGGAUACAGUGGAAUGGAAGGAAACCCAAGUGCCCGGUCAAGAAUAGAAGCAAAAUAUCCAGCAUUGUUGUUUAAGCAACACUUGACUGCAUGCGUUGAGAAAAUAUAUGGGAUGAUCCGUGAUAGUUUAAAGAAAGAAAUAAGUUCAUUCCUAAAUAUGUGCAUCCAUGCACCGAGAUCUGCAAGGAUAAGACCACUAAGAGGUUCAUCCAAAAGCAUACAUUCAAGCAUGAUUGCAAAACAACAGGCAUCCAGUAUACAUUGGCAGAAUAUUGUCAAGAGCCUUGAUCAUACCUUAAGCAUACUGUCUGAGAACUAUGUCCCUUCAACAAUCUCAAGGAAAAUAUUCAGCCAGGUUUUCUCAUACAUAAAUGUCCAACUUUUCAAUAGCUUAUUGCUUCGGCGUGAGUGCUGCUCAUUUAGCAAUGGGGAAUAUCUAAAGGCUGGUUUGCUAGAACUGGAGCAUUGGUGUGUUAGAGCAUCAGAACAGUAUGUUGGAUCAUCAUGGGAUGAGCUUCAGCACAUCAGGCAAGCUGUCGGGUUUCUGGUGUCGCAUCAGAAAGCUCAAAAAUCGUUGGAGGAAAUAACAACUGAACUGUGCCCGAUGUUGAGCAUACCACAAAUAUACCGCAUUGGAACUAUGUUUUGGGAUGACAAAUAUGGAACUCAGGGAUUAUCUAAGGAGAUAAUUAGCAAGAUGAAAGUACUAACAGUAGAAGAUUCAUCCAAUGUGCCAAAUAACACAUUCUUGCUUGAUGUGGAUUCAAGCAUACCAUUCUCAAUUGAAGAGAUAUCGCAAUCUUUCUGUGGUAUCAGCCUAUCUGAUGUUGAUCCGCCUCCUCUCCUCCGCCAAAGAUCAGACUUCCAUUUCCUACUGCAGUCAACAGACUAAAAGUUUCGAUAUUUUUUCUUCUUCAUUUACCUACUCCACACAGAAAGAGGAAUGAUACAGCUACAGGUCUACAGCAAUUCAUUGAUUUGAUUUGAUUUUUUUCUCUUUUUUUUUUUUUUUUUUUUUUUUUUUGGGUUGAUAGAAAGUGAAUGACGAGUGUUGGGUUCUAAAUCUUUGUAUUUUUUGACGAGUGUUACAAUGUAUAUCCUUUCUUUGGUGUUCUACAUUUUUCUCAUGCAUUUGGAUGGUGAUUCUACAAAAUUUUGGUGUGCGGAAUUGAAUUGUAGUAAAAGAGAAUGGAGUGAAUGAGAAAACAGAAAAUUCAUCGUCCCAA
This is a messenger RNA of Ipomoea nil (Japanese morning glory), 5135 nucleotides long. RefSeq names its product myosin-12. Gene Ontology annotation, biological process: actin filament organization; vesicle transport along actin filament. Gene Ontology annotation, cellular component: cytoplasm; actin cytoskeleton; vesicle. NCBI's taxonomy places the organism in Eukaryota, Viridiplantae, Streptophyta, Magnoliopsida, Solanales, Convolvulaceae. Gene Ontology annotation, molecular function: actin filament binding; microfilament motor activity; ATP binding. The record is from RefSeq and is a predicted model, not a curated record. Bases 95 to 4801 code for a protein of 1568 amino acids. The transcript is spliced from 39 exons.